AGUGUUCUUGAGGCAGUGAAGCAUUCCAUAGUUCUUUUGCAAAUAGCUAAAAAUACAACUCAUCCCGUAAAUGGAAUUUAUAGCAUAAAUGGACCUAAGAAUUCUGAUAUCAAUUUAAAACAUUCCACAGGUGAAGAACAAAAAAGAGGUUUGAAGCAGGUUUCAGGCCAUGAUCACGAGGGUAAUAUUGAACGAGCUGUGGAGUGUAGUGAAGACAUUAAUAUUGAAAAAGAUCUACCUAGUAACUUAAAUUUGGUUGUUCCCGAGACGUCAUAUUCAAGCAGUGACGACGAAGAUUUCUUUGAUGCUACGGAAGAAGCAAUUAGUUCUCUUCAAAAUCCAAUUGUUGAAGGUCCUAUAUCCUCUGACGUAGUUACGGUACAGCGGCGAACAUCACAUCCACAUAGACUUACAGCUCAAGACUAUGACGCUUUGUAUGAAGAUGAAGAAGAGGAAUUAGGAUCUUUGGAAGGACAAGGAAGUGUAAUUAGUCAUUUACUUUCACAAGUCAAAAUUGGAAUGGAUCUGACGAAAGUUGUUCUCCCAACUUUUAUACUUGAACGUCGAUCUUUGCUUGAGAUGUAUGCUGAUUUUUUUGCCCAUCCUGACCUAUUCAUUAGCAUUCCAGAUUUUGAUAGCCCUAAAGAUCGUUUUGUGCAAGUUGUUAGAUGGUAUUUAUCAGCUUUUCAUGCUGGCCGUAAAAGCUCUGUUGCUAAGAAACCAUACAAUCCAAUCCUUGGAGAAAUAUUUCGAUGUUUCUGGCACAUACCAAACGUUCAGGAAGAUGAUGAUUCUCCCAAAAAGGUGGAAGAUGGACCUGUACCAUGGGCAACAAGAGAUCAUUUGACUUUCAUAGCAGAGCAAGUUUCACAUCAUCCUCCUAUCUCUGCUUUUUAUGCUGAGCAUGUGAACAAAAGCAUUAGCUGUACUGCCCACAUAUGGACUAAAUCAAAAUUUCUUGGACUUUCCAUUGGCGUUCAGAAUAUUGGACAGGCUAUUAUAAAUGUAUUAAAACACAAUGAGGAAUAUAUAUUAACAUUUCCUAAUGGAUAUGGCAGAUCUAUUCUAAGAGUUCCAUGGAUUGAAUUGGGAGGAUCUGUUACUGUUUCAUGUCCACAAACUGGUUAUCAUGCAAAUAUUGAAUUCCAUACCAGGCCUAUUUAUGGUGGGAAAAAACACCGCAUCACUGCAGAAUUGUUUGGUCCAAAUGAAAAGAAAUCAUUUCUUACUGUAACUGGUGAAUGGAAUGGAGUGAUGGAAGCUAAAUGGGCUUCUGGGGAAACUGAAAUAUUUGUUGACACAAGAACAAUUCCAAUAAUAAAAAAAAGAGUAAAACCACUUGUUGAACAAGAAGAGUAUGAAUCUAGGAAAUUAUGGAAAGAUGUAACUACAGCAUUAAGAUUAAGAAAUGUAGAAGCUGCUACUGAAGCUAAAUUCUUGCUGGAGCAGAAGCAGCGAGAGGAAGCGAAGGAAAGGCUGGAAAACAAAAGAAAGUGGGAAACAAGGGCUUUCCAUGAAAUCUGUGAAAACUGGGUAUAUGAUAAAUCAUUGCAAGUAAGAUUACAAGAAAAAGAAAAUAUUGAACAGAUUAAUUCAGACAAGUCUCCCUGAUGGGAUGCUAUGUAAUAACUUUCAUACCAAUGUGCAUAUUUAUUAAUCUAUGUAAUAAAUUUAUGUAUUGCAGACACAAAUCUGUUUCAUAAAUUGCAUAUUAAUAGACUUUGUUUUUCAAGAGAAAUAGUGUGUUUAAUUUCAGUUUCUAUUAAAAUACUAAAAUGGUAAGUCAGUAUUUUUCUUUGUUAUUCAUUUCUCUUUAUAAACACGUAACAUAUUUAUUGUUAACAUUUCAUCAUUUAAUCAUGUAAGUUGAUGAAAUAUGUUAAAAAUGUGAUGUCUUUUAACACUAUGCCUUUAAAGAUAAAUAUAUAUACCUAUAACCUUGUUAAAAUGAAUGCAUAUUAUAUAUAUAUAUAUAUUAUUGGGAUUCUGUUUAUUUAACAGGGUCUCUAUACUGCCAGUGAUACAGGAAAUUUAAACCAUAUGUGAAUUUUUCACACUGACUACUUAGUAUUUUUAUUUGUGAAAUAAUAUUAUUAGAAGAUUUGUAGCUAUUGAUAUUUGAAAAAUUAUUAUAUUUGUAAUAUAAAUUAAAAAUAUAUUUUUAGCAUUAUGUUUUAGGAAAAAAUUUCACGUUUUUCUUUUUCCUAUUACAAAUAUGAGAAGGACUUUAGAUUCUUUGUAAUAUUUAUAGGUCUAAUUGUAUUCACACUGUUCAAAGUGAGAAGCUCUAGUUACUAAAAAUAUGGCAAAUCUUCUGGAAGCCAUUGAUUGCCAGCUAUUAUACUUCCUGCUAUUAAUUUUACAAUUUUAUAAAAUAUUAUGUACUAUAGUAUUGCUGUAAAAAUGUAAUUAAUAUGUUUGGUACUCAUUUUAAAGCAUAAUGCCAAAAAUAUCAACAUCAGUAUUUUAUUAAUAUUUUGUUUUUAUAGUAUUAGUAUAUGAUCAUAUUUUACUAAAUCCUAAUUCCUUUCGUAGGUGAAACAUUGUCUUUCAAACUAUAGCUUUUCCUCUUGACUGAAGUUGGGAAUCCAAUAUAUAUUUUGUAGGCUUGGCGAAAUGUUAAAGCUAAUUUUAAACAUUGAAUCUACAUGAAAAAAAAAAUGGUUUUGACAUUAAGUCUAUUAAUUUAUUUAAUUUUUAAGAUAAAUUAUUAUGACUUAUUUUUUGGUUACUCAAACUGUUGUCACUUCUGUGAAUAUUUUGAUUGCUCAAUAAAUGUAUUUUCCUUUUA
Molecule: messenger RNA, 2791 nt
Organism: Stegodyphus dumicola
Lineage: Eukaryota; Metazoa; Arthropoda; Arachnida; Araneae; Eresidae
Product: oxysterol-binding protein-related protein 9
Cellular component (GO): Golgi apparatus; membrane; cytosol
Molecular function (GO): sterol binding
Source: RefSeq, a predicted model, not a curated record